Etheostoma spectabile (orangethroat darter) is the source of this 882-nucleotide messenger RNA. RefSeq names its product GTPase IMAP family member 7-like. The record is from RefSeq and is a predicted model, not a curated record. The transcript has 2 exons. The annotation marks the transcript as partial. Gene Ontology annotation, molecular function: GTP binding. Lineage: Eukaryota; Metazoa; Chordata; Actinopteri; Perciformes; Percidae.
AAUAUUAAUGACUGUUUAAAUUCUCCAACAGGUCCAGUUGAGAAAAACCUGAAGAUUGUACUUGUUGGGAAAACUGGAGUUGGGAAGUCUUCAGUCAUGAACACCUUGAAGGGAAAAGAGGAGAUAAGAACCAGGGCUGGUGCUGCCUCAGUGACAACAAAGAUUGAGGUGGCGAAAGUAACGCAUGGUGACCAGGAACUGGUUAUCAUCGAUACUCCAGGUCUGCUGAACACCAGGGAAAAAAAAGAGGAUGUGGAGAAAGACAUCGCGGAGAGCAUAUUAUGUGCUGCUGCUGAUGGCGGUCCUCAUGUGUUCCUGUUGGUGCUGCGGGCGGAUGCAAUUACAAGCCAAGACGAACAUGCAGUGGAAAUCAUUCAGCAGAUCUUUGGUGAUGAGUUCCAACAUUACACGCUGGUCUUGUUCACCCGUGGAGGUGAAUAUAAACCUACGUGCAAAGAAAUGAAAGAGGGAUUUUCUUUCCUUAAGGAGUUCCUUCAUGAUGAUGAUUCCAUGCAUGUUUUUGAGAAUAAUGAAGAGGAUGAGGAAAAGAAAGAGCAAGUGUCUGGUCUGGUGGAGAAGAUCAACAAAAUGGUGGCGAAAAACAAGGAGAGAAAUGCACCGCGUUACACCAGUAAAAUGUUGGAAGAAGCACAGAAAAUCCUACAAGAAAAAGAAGCGAUGGAAAUGUUGAUGUCAGAAGCUAUUGACAUCUUCUGUGAAAUGGUUGAGAAGAUGGUUGAGAAAGACUGUCCACCUUGGUUACAACAGUUGGCUUCCAGGAUUGCAGACAUGGUAGUUAGAUCUGCCUCCGUGCAGCUGAGAGAAGCUUCCAUUGGAGAUGACUUCCUGGAACUUCAGACGCUCCAGUCAGUGGCGGUGUGA